UUUAUCAAAAUUAAUAAAGUGCUUUAAAGCGGAAACACCUAACGUUAGCUUAUAUUAACUUGCAAAAGAAAAUAUUAUUGCUUUAAAGCGGAAACACCUAAUUUUUGAAUUUUAAUUAGUUCGAUGAAUCAGAUAUUAAUUGGCCCUACUUUCCUUUGUUAGACAAUUAUCCAAUUCAACUCUCAUAAGAAGGCCGGUGAUUUAUCAAAAUUAAUAAAGUGCUUUAAAACGGAAACACCUAACGUUAGCUUACAUUAACUUGCAAACGAAGAUAUUAUGAAUUGUCAGUAAAUAAAAAUAUGAUACUAGACAAUUAUCUGAACACUUUCAAUCCCAUAAACUAUGUAUGAUUUUCUGAAACCUGAAAUUUGAACUUCAAUACAUAAAAACGAUGAAUGGAACUAAAAUAUCUGUUUCGCAUGAAUAUUAAAUAAUUAUAAAUUUUAGAGUUUUUUUUUGUCAAUACAAAGGUCGUCAUAAAGCAAUUAAAGGGAGAGUCCAAAAUUUUUAGAUUCUUUUUAAUAGAUUUCCAAAUAUGUUUAUAUUCAUUGUAACUUUCUUAACUUUAAUUUUUUUUUAUAGUAUUAACUAAGAAACAUAAGGGCGUCUAAUUUUCAAAAAAGCCAUUAAAUUUGAAUUUAUGGUAAACUAGAGGAUUUCCGCGCUUCGCGCAAAAUAUUAUUUUAAUCUUGAGCCGUCACCAUCUAUGUAUUUCGUUUACUUUUCUAGUGUGCAUUGUUUCUCACCAUCAGUGGGAAAAAACUUACUUCUGUGUUAUUGUUUUUCCUCACCUUUUUUUUGUGAAAUUAUCUGGUAUUUAUUAUAGAUCAGACAUAUUAGUUCCAUGUUGUGCGGUUAUUUCUUAUGGCGUUGUAUGUUAUUUCGGUCAAUAUUGGUCCUUUUUUUCCUUAGAUUUUGGCUAAGGUAAUUAGAAACUACAUCCUCGUUGGGUUGGGUCAGAGUUUAAUUGUCAUUGAAGUUGUUUUCCUCGUCGCUGGUUUACCGUCGAUAGUCUCUGCUCGUCUUGGUUUUUAAAAUAUGUUCUUUGGUGAUCUUACUUCUAUGCUUUUUUCAUAACUCGAAGAUGGCUCCACGGUUUGUUGAUUUCAUUUUGUCUCUUUUUAUCUCUUUGUUCUCUCAUCUUGUUGCAUCUUUCAUCGCUGAUCACGUCUUUGGUGGCUCUCUCUUUUGCCAUAUUUACUACUCCAGGUUUAGAUAGUGUUUUUCUCUGUAUAUGCUUUCUGCGCUUAGAAUGUUGUUUAUGGUCUCAAGCUUAAGCUUUAGUUUCUCGGUGGUUGGCUUCCAUUCUCCCCCACUCAGGUUGUUUAUCUUCUUCUCAUGUAUCCAUUGGUGUAGGUUUGCGGAGUUAAUCUUUUGAAGCUUUGGUUUCUUCUAUUCAGAGUUUUGUGGUUCUUCGCUGGCAUGGGCGCUUUGUAUGUGCUUGUUUAGUUUGUGAGGUGCUCCUUAUCUCUUAGCUGGUGGUUGUGCUUCCGGUGUUUUAGACAUGCGUCUUUUUGUUUCGUGGUGACUUUGUUCUUCCGAUGAUUAUUCUUUCUCUGACCCGCUUUUUUGGUUGUUUGCGCUGGUGCUUGAUCCCGAUCCUUUGUGUUCCGGAGAUUGCUUUGUCUCAUAUUUUAUUUUUUUUUCUUUUUAUCUUUUUGUGACAUCUGCUUAUUUUAGCCAAGACAUUCUAUAGUAAGAUGAGAUAGGUUAGUCUUCUUAGUUGAUCUUUUUUCAGCUUCAAACCUUUAUUGAGUUAGUUUUAAUAUGGUAUUUUGCUUUUUUUCUAUGACCGUAGAAGUUUUAUGGUUAGAUUAUGUAUUUCACUCUAAUUUCUUCUUAUUAUUUUGGUCAUUUUAUAUUUUUAACAGUUAAAUAAAUAUAUAAUUUGUAAAUUAAAUAAUAGAAAAUGGUAAAAACAAUAAAAUAAUAAAAUAACAAAAAUUUAUGUUAUUUUUAGUAGUGAAUAAAUUAAAUAUGUAAAAUAUAUUUCUAUUUUUUUUAUUCAUCUUGAAUUUUAGUGAACAAUAAAAUAGAUUAUCAAAUUUCAUACGAUAAUAGUUAGUGCGAAAAAGAUUAGAUAGUGCACUAUUAGAAAAUACUUGGCCAAAUUACAAUAAUCUUAAGAAGAAAGACCUAAAAUGUAAAAAAAAAAUAUUGAUGACACGUGUUGAAAAAUCCUCCUUUCACUUGUCUUUUUUUUAACGCUAAUUUAUUACUUACAAUUAUGAUAUGAGAAAGAUUACAUAGACGAUUCGACGAUCGACAAUACUACAUGCCUUAUGAAGACCUACGCCUAACUGAAUCACCUGAGCCGUCCUACGAAAAUCCAUGCCUGACCAGAUUUACUUGCACCAUGUUGAAGAUCCCUUGUAAGCCUUUCUUCCGUAGUAUGUGUAAUUGUUUAAUAAAUCGCUAUCUCCAGGACUUGAAACCUGGAUUUCCUGUCAUCUGCAAUAAAUUGCAUAGUCUGGGAUUCGAACUCCAGACCUGGGUGAAGAAGCCUUUAAACCUUACCUAGUAGGUUACAGUGCUUCCACUCCUCUUAUCACUUGUCAGGACUCAGAAAAAGGGAAAAAACCAAUUAUAUAUAUAUAUAUAUAUAUAUAUAUAUAUAUAUAUAUAGAUGAACAAUAAUAAGGUUUCCAUUUUUAGAAAAUUCCCUAGUUAAGUAGUUUCUGAAAUUUUUUUUUUUUUUUUUGCUAAAAAGUUUUUGAAAGUUUCCUUAAAAAAAAGGAAAUUACGUUUGUGAGAAGUUAACCAAUCUCCACCGUUGCAGUAAUCCCUAAAAUCUGUAGAAAUUGAGCUUUUCCCCCACUUGAAUCGUUCACAAACUAUAAGAAACAAUUAUCUCGGUCAACCAAUCUCUUCUUUAUUUUUCGCUGGUUUUGAAAAUCGGACCGUUACGGAAGAGAACUCAGAGAAGUCGUUACCGCAUGAAGAGCAUCACACUUUAAAAAGUGUUUUUACACAUAUCUUUCUCUUUUAUCUGGUUUUAGGCUUCUAAACUUUUCUAGGGUUUACGGUUCAAGUUCCGAAAAUAACAGUAUGUUUCCAUUACCAAACAUGGAAGAACCUGCCGCUAAAAAGACGAGAUCAUCACCGUUAUUGCCAGACUGGUCUCAGCUCCCUAAAGAGCUACUUGAGAUUAUCACCGACAAUGUGAACUGUUUCGAUAUUGUUCAUGCUCGCUCUGUUUGCACCUCGUGGCGAUCCACGUUUCCCUUUCCUUCUUGCCUUUUACGCUCCAAUUACUCUCUUCCCACUUUCGAUAAGCUCUCUCUCGAGACAAACGAAGAAGGCUCGUACAUCCUCGGGAAGAUCCCUUAUUUCCUCUUCAGAGUCCCAGCUCUUACUGCUGAGUCGCCUUCCGAGUAUUUCUUUGGAGGGAUAGGACAAGCUGAGUCAGAGGAGCUUCCAUGUCCUAUUCAGUGCUCAGUGAAAGUGAAGAUUCAAGGAUCUGACCCAACCUUCUUGAAGAUGAAUGAUUGCCAGAUCUUUCCUCUAGGCCAUCAGUACAGAAUGUUUGGUUGGGAACUUAAAGAUUACAGAGGCGUAGCUUUUCUUCCGCUCUACAAGGAAGGACGUGGAGGAGAAUUCGUUGUGCUUCUCAACUACUAUUAUGGAAAGCUAAUGGUGUUAACAAGUGUGGAAAUGAAGUGGAAACGGUUUGAGAAACUCUCAGAGACUUUAUGCUCGAAUGUGGUCACUUUCAGAGGUCGAUUUUACGUAUCUUUUCUUAGCAGAAGAACCGUUGUUGUUAUCGACCCUCAUUCGCUGGAGGUGACUGACCUGAUGCCCUUAACACAAACUGGUUUAAACUUUCUGGUUCCAUCUGGCGACGAUGAGCUUUUCCUGGUUGAGGUAAUGGUACCGUCUGGGGACUUCGAUUUUAACCGGUUCACAUGUAACGUUAGUAGGGUAGAUGAGGAGGCUGGUAAAUGGGUCAAGGUCAGUGAUUUGGGAGACCGUGUUUUGGUUAUUGCACGCUUGGGAAAUGUCUCAUUCUCGGCUAAAGAGCUUCCUGAUGGGUGUGGUGUGAGUGGGAACUCAAUUGUAUUCACCAAUUGGCCACAAGAUGUAGCAUUAUUCUAUAAAUAUGGACCAUACCAAGGAAGUGCGGAAGAGCUUCCUGAUGGGUGUGGUGUGAAUGGGAACAUCAAGACUGUUUGGAGAACCUCAAGAGAGAAUAGUGGGGUGAUCCUCAACACAUUUCCGGUUGUGGCUCUCCGGGUUGAGCGCUAAACAUGCUUUGGAUACCUAAGACAUUCUCUUGCUUUUUUUUUUUUUUUUUCAUAUCUUAAAUAAACUUAUCUUUGAGUUUAGGUUUAGGUUAUGUGAUCUCUGAUGUUAGCCAUUCUUCUGGAUUGUGUAUCUUGUGACAUGGUUAAGAUAGAUCACACAAGUCGUUUUAAUAAAAAAAAUAUGUUUCAAAACUAUUCCUCACAACCUUGUUGUUACCACACACACAGCUUUGUUUAUGGAAAUAAUCGUCUCAUGAAGUCUUUCAAACGUAUCUGGCAGUGUUCUUGGCCUGGUCAUGUGUUUGAAAAAAUUAGUUUUAGUCCCAAAUCAUAUGAAAACUUUGAACUCCAUGUACUCGAGCAGCAGCAGAUGCACAACGGUGGCUUGUUUGGACUUCCGAACCACCUUCAUGGCUACAACAAACAUGUAAUAAUGUACAUUGCAUUAUCGUAAGAUGUGUCAUGUCGAUCUCUUAAUUUAUGCCUUGGACUUGGAGACUAAAGUUAAGCACACAAAACUAAAGUUAAAGACAAGUUUGGUAUGUUUGAGAUUCUGUUUUCGUUACAUUUGUAUAGUAAAUUUGACAUUUAGGUGGCUGUGAUUCAGUUCAACUUUCAAGAAAGAAACAAGUGGAGAGGAAGAAAAAUCAAUAAACUGAAGCAUUGUAUUCGUCACAAAAAGAGUGAUGAUCAGAACAACACACUAAUAAAAUAAUCGGUUAUAGCCAAGGUUUUUCGUGGCUAUAAGCCAAAUUUCGUGGUUAUAAGCCAAUUUUUUGGUUGUAUGAACUAAAAGCCACAAAAAGAAAAUGUGGGGUUAUACGUUCAUACCAAUUUCAAAUUGUAUCUUAAUAUGGCUGAAAAGCUCUGAUUUUGCCACGCAUGUUAGUGGUUAAAUAUGCUACGUUUUGUCAUGAAUAUUAGAUAUAUUAGAGCAUCGGUGGAUACUUUCUUAUUAGUACAUGAUGUAUAUAUUAAUAAUAUCAUUUAUUUUUGUAACUAAAAUUCAAAACAAAAGAAAAGUAAGUUAAUAAGAAAUAAACACGUUUGCUUAAGUUUCUCAACUGUCAGAAAUUUUGUUUUUCCCACAGAGACGUACCUUAAUAAUUUCCAUUCUCUUUUUACAUUUUGUAUUUGAUUUUAUUAUAAUAAUUGUGAGAGAUUGGGUCGGAGUCUGCCGCUGCGCAUGCUCUAAGGGCAUCAUCAUCGGUCAAGAGACCACAAGAGUU
This is a messenger RNA of Brassica napus (rape), 5473 nucleotides long. RefSeq names its product F-box/kelch-repeat protein At1g64840-like. The record is from RefSeq and is a predicted model, not a curated record. The transcript has a single exon. The coding region runs from base 3049 to 4245 and encodes 398 amino acids. NCBI's taxonomy places the organism in Eukaryota, Viridiplantae, Streptophyta, Magnoliopsida, Brassicales, Brassicaceae. Gene Ontology annotation, molecular function: protein binding.